Formica exsecta is the source of this 1559-nucleotide messenger RNA. Its product is annotated as putative nuclease HARBI1. The coding region runs from base 265 to 1446 and encodes 393 amino acids. NCBI's taxonomy places the organism in Eukaryota, Metazoa, Arthropoda, Insecta, Hymenoptera, Formicidae. The record is from RefSeq and is a predicted model, not a curated record. The transcript is spliced from 5 exons.
UUCGAGUUGGUUCGAUUCGGCUAUAUACUUGUGAUUGGUGGUCCCCUUACCUCUUAUCGUAAAUCUUCUCUUCAUCGCAGACGAUUAGUUUGACAGCUGUUUGAUCCAUUAUAAAUGUCAGAUUAGCAGAAUAUGAUAUAAUUUUUUCCAUUUUCUAUUGGGUGAUAACAAUUCUUCCCAGAAUCAAUAGUGAACUGUUCAAAAUAAAGAGAUUCUCUUUCUUUUUAUGUUACAUACCAACGACAAGAUUAUAUUUUUUUGAACAUGGAAGUGGAUGUUGCAUUAAUGUGCGUUGUAAGGACUUUCCUUGAACCAGCUUCUUACAUUUAUGAAGAUGAAAAUGCGAGCACUCUACAAUUAAUUAUGGAAGAAGAUUUACUAGGAAUUACGGAUACUGUUUCUAUAACAAGAGAUUGUCGACGGAUUCCUGAAGCUGAAGAUUAUGUGGAACACAUAAUUCCAUCACUUAGCAGUACACAAUUCAAAUCUCAUUUUCAGAUGCUACCAUCGACAUUUGAAUUUAUUCUGGAUGAAAUUGGAGAAAAACUAACUCGCAGUACUGAUGGAAAUGAAAUGGUGCCUGCGGAUAAGCAGCUUCUAUUGAGUCUGUGGCGUUUUGCAACUACAGAUUCAUAUAGUGCUAUAAAUCAACGAUUUAAUGUGGGCAAAGGCACAGCUGUAAGAUCUGUGCGUCGUGUUGCCAGAGCAUUACAUGAGCUUUCAUACAAAUAUAUUGUAUGGCCGACAGAAGAUAAAAUACAGGAUAUUGUAUAUGGCUUUUUUAGUGCAAGUGGUUUUCCUGAUACCAUUGGCGCCAUAGGUGGUACCCACAUCAAUAUUCCUUCAUCCAAAAACAAUUCAGAGACCUGUGUGAAUCAGAAGAACCAUUAUUCAAUUCAGCUUCAAGCUGUUUGCGAUCACACAAAGUUGUUCACACAUGUUUAUGUGGGAAAUGUACAUUCGGAUCAUGAUACUUGUACUUCCCGCUUAUCCGAUCUUCAAGAAUAUAUUAGUGAUUCAAACAAAUUUCCAAAUAACACACAUUUAAUUGGAAAUGCUAUUUAUGGACUGCAACAGCAUCUUAUGGUUCCAUAUCCUGAUAACGAAAACCUUACAAAACAACAAAGGAAUUAUAACUUAUGCCACUCUUCUGGUAAAAUGAUGAUCAAACGAGCGUUUGCCCUUCUAAAAGGACGCUGGAAAAGUCUAUUACACGUUCUGGCAAUAAGUCGUAUGGAUUUUACAUAUGAUCAUAUAUUGGCGUGUUGUGUACUACACAAUAUUUGUUUGCUAAAAAAGGAUGAAUUCCAAUUACACGGGCAAAUGACUGUUCUAGAUAUAGAAGAAACAGAACUGCAAGAAGAAAAAAUUGAAUACAAUGAUAAAAAUAUUGCAGAAGCCAAACGAAAUAAUAUAUGUGCCAAAUUACAUAUGAAAAAUGUAUGAAUGAUAAAUAGUCAAAAUAAUGUUUUUGCGUGCGUGUGUAUGUAUAUAUACACUAUAUAAAUAUAUGUAGCAUGUUCAUAUUAACAAUUAGAAAUUAUACAUAAUUAUAUAUA